AUGUCGAGCAGACAACGCCUCGUUCUGUCCAUCAUCGACUUUCUCAACCAGUCCAUCGACGAUGGCACUGUUAAGCAGGAUGACAAGGAGAGUCUGGAGGUGGCAAUUCAAUGCAUAGGUGAAGCCUUUGGAGUCGAUCCUACUGACGACCGCCAGAAUGAACGUCUCAGCGUGAAGCCUGCAACGCUUCAGUCCAUUUUCGAUGUCUUCAUAAAGACGCGCGACAAUUUCGCGUCACCUGUUGCUUCCGCGGCUCCCCCUACCCAGGCACCUGUGAAACCCAGCGUUGCAGACAGAGAGUAUGCAGAAAAGUUCAAAGGAGAAGGCAACUCGCAUAUGACCGCAAAGCAGUACGACGCGGCGAUUGAAGCGUACACGCGUGCCAUCACCCUUGACCCGACCAAUCCAGUGUACUAUUCAAACCGUGCAGCAGCUUACUCGAGUAAGAACGCCCACAAUGAGGCCGCUGUCGACGCAGAGAAAGCCAUUGAAGUUGAGCCUUCCUUUGUCAAGGCAUACCAUCGGCUAGGCCACGCACAUUAUUGCCUCGGAGACUUCAGGUCUGCGGCCUCUGCAUUCCGACGCGGGCUAGAUAUCGAUCCGUCCAACACGAAUCUGAACUCCGGUCUCAGAAAUGCGGAAGCACGUAUCCUCCCCGAUGACGAACCAGAAUCUGUCAUGACUGACGCUGCGUCGAGCGGCGCAGGCGCAGGCGCGGGAGGGGGGCUCGGUGGCAUGGCGGACAUGCUCUCGGGCAUGGGUCUCGGUGGUGGGUCCGGAGGGAUGCCGGACUUGUCAAGUUUCAUGAAUAAUCCGAGGAUGAUGGAGAUGGCACAGCAGAUGAUGCAAAAUGGGGGCUUGGAGAGAAUGAUGCAGAACCCAGCUGUCGCCAACAUGAUGGGCCGAGUGCAAUCGGGAAAUAUGCCAUCGAUGGCUGAGUUGAUGGCCGACCCAUCUCUGAGGGAAUUGGCGAGUCAAUUUGGAGCUGGCGGUGCACAAUAG
Molecule: messenger RNA, 1002 nt
Organism: Fibroporia radiculosa
Lineage: Eukaryota; Fungi; Basidiomycota; Agaricomycetes; Polyporales; Fibroporiaceae
Exons: 5
Coding region: 1-1002 (333 amino acids)
Biological process (GO): post-translational protein targeting to endoplasmic reticulum membrane
Cellular component (GO): membrane; TRC complex
Molecular function (GO): molecular adaptor activity; protein binding
Source: RefSeq, a predicted model, not a curated record